Messenger RNA from Penaeus monodon (black tiger shrimp), 3087 nucleotides. Its product is annotated as protein transport protein Sec24A-like. Gene Ontology annotation, molecular function: zinc ion binding; SNARE binding. NCBI's taxonomy places the organism in Eukaryota, Metazoa, Arthropoda, Malacostraca, Decapoda, Penaeidae. Gene Ontology annotation, cellular component: COPII vesicle coat; endoplasmic reticulum exit site. Gene Ontology annotation, biological process: intracellular protein transport; COPII-coated vesicle cargo loading; endoplasmic reticulum to Golgi vesicle-mediated transport. The record is from RefSeq and is a predicted model, not a curated record.
AGGAGUUUUGAGCAACGAGACACCUUCCUAAGGGGGAUUUUGAAGGAGAGGAGGAUGCAACAGCCACCGCCAGUGAUAAAUGGUGGGGGACCGAGGCAGCCACAGCCCCACCGGUUCCCCGCCACCCCUCCCGCAGGGCCUCCCAUGGGCAUGAAGCCUCCCGGGCCAGGCAUGGCACCCCCAGUAGGCCUCCCAAGACUCAAUGGGCCCCUCAUGAAUGGCCCACCCUCAGCCCCACCUACAAGGGCACCACUUGUCAAUGGCCAGAUGGGACCUCCUCCUCCAGGACCCCCUAUGGGACCUCCAGCGGGACCUCCCACCCGGCCGCCCCUGGGUCCCCCUACCCAGCCGCCACUAGGACCCCCACAGAGACCCAUGGGUCAACCCCCUAUACCCAAUGUGCCUCCCUCUGGCCCAGCUGCCAAGCUACCCACGGGGCCCAACCUGGUGGCCUCUGGACCCCCCAGUCCUUUGUUGAAUGGACACCAAAGGCCUUUGCCGCCCACCAAUCUCCCAGAGCCACUCUCUAACCGAUCAUCUAACCGGUCCUCUCGCCAGCCUUCCCCCAUCCCUACUCCUCAGCUUGAUCGCAUGGAGAUGCAGGCCACGCCUGACUCGGGCCACACACCCAGUGGAUCCAUGACGAAUCUGAGUGAAGCAUCUAGCAUGGGCUUGCUAAACCCAAAGUCUGCGGGCAGCUCAGGGAAGAGCACUCCUAGGAUGCCCUCUCCCAGCAUCCCAGGAAGUGGGGGUACAGCUGCCCCUACUAGUAGUGCCCCUGCCAAUGUGCCUCCCUCCUCCCAACCUGCAUCUAGUGAACAAGCUGCCAGUGGUUCCUAUGUUAACAGUGUGUCCUUGGACAGAACUGUGAAGCCUCAGCUUCCAAGUGGUGCUCAAGUGAUGAAUGGACCGCAGACUGAUGUGCAUGGGUCAGAGUUGCCAAAAACUUUUCCUCCCACCUCCAGUGCAGUAUCAUCACAGGUCAACAGCAACCCCUCUCUGAAACCAGAAACUAGUGCGCCAUCUCUUGUCAGGCCCCCAGUGAUUGGUGGUCAGAGUGUUCCUCCUUCCAAUGGCCCACCAUCAACUACAGCUCCUUCAGUUUCCAGUGUCCCCACUAGUGCUCCUCAGUUUAAUGGUCCUCCAGUUAGAAGUCCCAUGUUUGGUAGUGGACAGCCCAGUAUCCCAGGACAGUUUGUGCCACAACAUAAUAAAGUGUAUCCCCCUGCAGGGUCUUUAGCCCAACCCUCUCGACCAACAGGCCCUACUAUGAUGCCAAGGGGACCACAACUGCCUAUGGGUUCUGUACCUACUUCCAUGGGGCAACCACCAACAUCAUUGAGCAUGAGUUCAUUUCCAACAUCAGUGAGCCAACGCCCACCAAUGUCAAUGGGUGUGGGUCCUCCACCAUCUGGAAUGGGUGGUCCUAAAGCAGGUGGUCCUCCACCCAUGUCAAUGGGUGCACCACCAACGUCAAUGGGUGCACCAACGUCAAUGGGUGCACCACCAACGUCAAUGGGUGCACCACCAACGUCAAUGGGUGCACCACCAACGUCAAUGGGUGCACCACCAGCGUCAAUGGGAGCACCACCAACAUCAGUGGGAGCACCACCAACAUCAAUGGGUGCACCGCCAACAUCAAUGGGUAUGCCACCUUCAAUGGGUCCUACACCUACGUCUAUGGGUGCACCUCUAUCAAUGGGCCCUCCACCUACAUCUAUGGGUGUACCCUCAUCUAUGGGCCCUCCACCUGUAUCUAUGGGUGCACCUCCAUCAAUGGGUCCUCCACCCACUUCAAUGGGUGCUCCACCAGUGGGCUAUCAACAACCUCCCAGAAUGCCAAACCAAUCCCAACACAAUGCUAUGCAAGGGACCAUGCCCUGGUAUCCUAAUCAGCCACAACCAGCACAGAAAUAUCCCCCUCCCCCCAGGCCAGGAGCACCACCGGGUGUGAACCAGCUAUCACAGCAUCUGGGUGGUCUGUCGGUGACACGUGAAGGCUGGAAUAAAGGUUGGGGGACACAGCAGAUCAACCUUCUACAGGAGCGGCAGAUCCUACCCCCUGAGGGUGUGGUGCCUCCAAAGCCAGUGUUGGUUCAAGAGUAUUUGCCUAAUUGUUCACCAGACAUCUUCCGGUGUACACUAACAAAAGUUCCAGAGACAAAGUCAGUGCUGCAGAAGUCCCGGCUACCCUUUGGGAUACUCAUUCAUCCGUUCAAGGACUUAGAGCAUCUGCCUGUUGUAAGCUGUAACACGAUAGUGCGCUGCCGAUCAUGUCGCACAUACAUUAAUCCCUUUGUUGUAUUCAAAGGGGAGCGAAGAUGGGAGUGCAACCUUUGUUUUAGGGUUAAUGACCUACCAGAGGAAUUUCAGUAUGACCCAGUCAGCAGGACGUAUGGAGACCCAUCAAGACGGCCAGAGGUGAAGGAGGCCACGAUAGAGUUCAUUGCCCCACAGGAAUACAUGCUGCGGCCACCACAGCCAGCCACUUACCUCUGGGUGUUGGACGUGUCUCGUCAAGCCGUUGACACUGGUUAUCUUAAGAUUGUAUGCGACACCUUGCUUGCACAGCUGGACAAGAUCCCAGGUGACAGGCGAACCAUGAUUGGCUUUAUCACUUUCUCCAACAAUGUCCAAUUUUAUCUGAUGGGUGAAGACCAAAAGAGUGUACAGAUCCUAGAGGUUGGGGAGGUGUCAGACAUGUUUGUCCCAAAUCCUGAGGACCUGCUUGUUAACCUUGAGCAAAGCCGCACAUUAAUAGAAGAAUUGUUAUCAAAGCUGCCUGAGUCGCAGGCUGGGACUGUCCAGACGCAGUCGGCACUUGGCCCAGCCCUUCAAGCAGCUUACAAACUAAUGAGUCCCAUAGGUGGUCGCAUCACAGUUAUGACAACAACACUACCCUCAGUUGGCCCAGGUGCACUUCAGCCACGAGAAGACCCCAACCAGAGGGCAGGGAGUGAUGUCCAGAACAUGGGUCCAGCCACUGACUUCUACAAAAAGCUUUCCCUUGACUGCUCUGGCCAACAGCAGGGGUGGGCCAAGUGCGACUGCGUCUGGACAGUCCCAGCCGCGACUCAGGCAGCUUGA